CGGCGAAUCGUGUGUUGGAUUUGGAGGGGUAUGCUUCUUCCUAUUCUUUCAUUAUUAUUAAUUAAUUAAUUAUUUAUGGCUGUUCUGUUCUGUUCAUCCAUAACGGUAGUACUCAUUAUCUAUUUAAUUAUUUAUGAUUAGUUUCCUUCAUUUCCUUUCUCCUUGAUGCAUCUGUAGUCUGUACCUCUCCUUUGAUUAUUAUUUUUCGCGCAUAGUUUUUGCCAGGUUAACACUAGAAUACACAGUAGCUUUAAAUUGGGUUCCAGUGUCAUUGCAGCUACCAUUUUGUACUAUUGAUUUUGUACAUAUUUUAAGCUAAUUUUGUUCUAAAAAAAGUUUUGGAACUAUAAGAAUCAUGUUAAUUUACAGAAAAGUUGAAGAGUACAUGGUCGUACAAUUUUUUCAUUCGGUAAAUACUAAAAACAUACUUCAGUUCUAUUGGAAUACCAUGGUGGAAUACUUUAUUAGCAUUUUGUUUCCCAACAUAUACAAAAAUAAAUAUUUUUUUCUUGAUUUCAAUUAAUCCAUUUACUUUGUGUAAUAUUUGUAAACUCGUAGGUAAAAUGAAGAAAAUAUAAAUCAGUUAUUAAAUAAAAAUAUAUUUUUUAAGAAGAUAAAUACAGUCCGAAUCCUAGCUAAAUUUUAUUUAUGUAGUGGCCCUAGCUUGCAUUGAUCCAUAAAUAAAAAAGUUGAACCCGCCCCGCCGGUUAUUAUCCGACCCGCAGUAGCGUGGGGCGGGGCAUGGGUAUCAACUUUCGACCCGCCCUUACCCGCCCCGCCCUAUUCUUGACCUGUUCUAGGUCAAUUUCUUACCCCAUCCAUUCAUAUAUCUCCUAUUUUGGUUUUUCUUCAACUAGUUAGACUUGAUCUUUCAACUAAAUAAACUCAGUUACCCAUUAUAUUAUCACAAUUAUUCAUUCAUAAACUCUUUUCCAUUUCGUUUUAUCAUUAAAAGUAAAAUUUAGUGUGUAUUUUUCUCAAAUAGCAUGUAAGAGUGGGUCGACCCGCCCCGCCCCUUAUCCGCCCCGACCCAUACUAGCGCGGGGCAGGGCAUGUGUAUUGAAGUACCCGUCCCAUCCCGACCCAUUGCCAUCACUUGCGUGUUUUCGCGUGCUGUUUUAGAUCUGCCAAAUAACACUAUUACUAAAAUAAAAGGAAUCUUUAGAUUAAUAUUGUAUAAUAAUAUUUUUAUUUGGUAUACACUUACACUAUCAUUAGUCAUUAUCUUUUAUUACACUGAUAAAUUAUAUGACUACUCCUACUUGUUUUGUUUUUGAGUCCACGACGGUUAUUGUUGUGGCACACCUCACAUAUGUGGCUAAUCCGUAAGAAUUCCUAAGCAAAAAGAAGAAAAAAAAUAAAAGGAUAAAUUUGUUACCCAAGGUUUUUCGUUGCAGGGCUUAAGAUAGGGUGCACCCAUUAAUAACCAAAUCUAGACCAUUCAUUUAGAAAAUUCAAAUCUAAGGAUGGAGAACUAAAAAUCAUUUUUAUUUUUCCUAGUUUUCGUAUUCAGAUUUCAGUUUCAAAAGUCUUUAUAAUUCUCAACAAAACAAGUUUUCUUCGGCUUUUGUUUUCUAGAUAACAACAAUUUUACUUUUCUUUCCGAUUCUAUUUUUUGUUGUCCAGAAAACAAAAAACAGAAUGAUUACUAAAAGGGGCAAUAGGCUCCAGCGUAAUUAGAAGUCAAAGUAGUCUAUGUUUCAUGAGUAUUAUGAUUCGAUAUAAAUCAAAACUGGAGAAAUAAACCAUUACUCGAAUGAGUGAGCUACAGGUGUAUAAUCCUUGGUCAUGCAAUUAUAACAAAUCAUAUCUAACGUUUUCAUUUUGAUUUAAAACCUUUUAUUUUUUCUGCCUCUUUUAAUCGAUUGGUAUCUUAUUUGUGUUAACAUGGAUUCAAAAAUUACCACUUGCUACAACCCUAGAACCACUAUGUACAACCUUCAUUUUUAAUUUAAAAUGGGAAACAAAUUUGGAACAGGGUUGUCUUGAUCUAUUGUGAUAUACAAAUUUCUUGGGAGGAGGGUGAGUGGGAAAGAGUGAUAAAUGGUGGUAGACAUUGGUUAAAUUUGAUCAAUAGUAUUUUAUACAUUCAUACAAUCAUGUAUUUAACCAUUAUAUACUAUGAUAUAUCCAUCUCACCAUAGUAUAAUUUUAUGUACUAUCAAAUAUUACCAUUAUGGUAUAGACUGGUAAUAUAUGUAUCGGUUGUUUUGUUGAAAAAUUUAUCAAAGUAGAUGUCAUUUUUCUGUAUAAAAAGUUUAUUUACGACUUAAAACAAAAUAAUAUAGCAGUUAAAAUUAAUUAAUCGGGGGAAAAAGUUAUAUGUAUCCCAUAUACCGCUAAGGAGAGUUAUUAACAGGAUUGGCUGUACAUGAAGCUUUUUUUUUUUUCAUUUUCUUACAAGAGUAUUUGGUGGAGCAUGCUCGAGAUUAUUCUUUGUCAUCAAGCUGAGUAGUAGUGAUAAUAAUGAUAUGUUUUUCUGUGCAAGUUCCAUUACUAACAAAUUUUAUUGUUGGGAAAUUGGUUAUGUAGAUAAGGACAAGGAGUAUUUGGUCGAAAGAGUUUGGAGCCACCAGGUAGGGCAGGGUAAGGGAAGAAACAAGAUCGAUCGAUGGAGAUGGAAGCUAUCAAAGUAGUUUUGGUAAUGGCAACAAUGUGGUGGUGGCUCCUAUCAAUCGGUCACGCGGCGCCCUUGUCAUUCAACUACACCAGCUUCGAGCAGUGCACCGACGCCGUGAAACUGGCCGGGGACGCGACCUGCGUAAAAUCCGGGGUUCAGGUCACGGGCUUCCAGUACUACACAGCCGGGCAGGCCCAGUACUCGAAGCCCAUGCGGCUGUGGGACGCCUCCAACGGAAAGCUCUCCAACUUCACCACCACAUUCACCUUCUCCAUGGACAACAGCAACGGCGAUUGGACCUGCGACGGCUUUGCAUUCUUCAUCGCCUCCCACAACUACACAUUCCCGGGGACAUCCGCCAACACGGGCCUCCUGGGCCUCGUGGAUGGCAACCACACCUACAACGCGUCGGCUAACCCCUUCCUGGCCGUGGAGUUCGACACGUACAACAACCCGGAGUGGGACGUGUGGAGCAACCUCAGCCACGUUGGGGUCGACCUCAACUCCAUACAGUCCGUUGCUAGCAAGCGGUGGAAGAGUUAUUCCGACGGGAGCACAACCAUGUGGGCCCAGAUCUCUUACGAGGCCGGGAACCUGUGCGCUACCUUCACAGGGCUGACGGAGAACCUGACGGAGGUUCCCAGGGACAGCUUGUGCUAUGAGGUGGACCUGAGGGAUUACCUGGCGGAGUGGGCUGUGGUUGGCUUCUCCGGGUCGACAGCGUGGCGGUACCAAUCCCACACCCUCAAGUCGUGGUCCUUCGUCUCCGACUUGGACGCCGAGGGGGGACCCACAACCACCACAGGCAGUAGUAGUAGUGGCGCUGUAGGGAAAAAGAAGAAGAAGAGCAAGGCCACAAUGAUUGUGGGAUCGAGCGUGGCGGGAGUAGUAGGUUUCGUUGGUAUUGUUGCAUUGAUUAUUUGGCGGCCGUGGCAGCACAGAGAUAAUGUUGUUAAGCAUCAGCAGGCUUCGCCGUCGGCUCCCCUAGGGCUAGGCAAUGGAAUGAAUAAGCAGGUGGAGGAGAAUAGCAGCAGCAACAACAACCAUGGAAUCAAGUUCUACAGCCCACUGGAGAUUAGGAACGCUACCAAGGAGUUCAGCAGGAGCGAGCACCUGGGAAGUGGGGGGUACGGGGUGGUGUACAGGGGAAAGUUCCAAGGCAGCAGUGAGUUGGUUGCAGUGAAGAGGAUAUCAGGGCAGAAGGACAGUGAUUUCAAAGGGUAUAUGUCGGAGCUGUCCACGAUUAGCCAGUUGAAUCAUGAGAAUCUGGUGAAAUUAAUGGGUUGGUCAUUCGAGAACGACAAGGGUUCCUUCUACCUCAUCUACGAGUACAUGGCGGAAGGGAGUUUGGAUGGACAUCUGAUCCGUCGUCAAGGAGGUGAUUCUGGGUUGGAUUGGAAGAAAAGGUACAGCAUCGCAGGGGACGUGGCUAGAGGGCUAACCCAUUUGCACGAGGGGCAAGGGGGCCGUAUCGUCUUGCACGGGGACAUCAAGCCUAGCAACGUCCUCCUUGACUCCAAUUUUAAUGCCAAGCUUGGCGAUUUCGGCCUAGCCCUCAUCGUAGACCAGCAAGCAGCCGGGCCGCAGAAAGCAUCGGGUCACACCCCUUGGUACGUGGCCCCGGAGUGUGCCAAGACGGGCAAGUCAACCAAGGAGUCGGACAUUUACAGUUUCGGGCUAGUGCUGCUGGAAAUCGCAUGCGGAGGAAGAAAGAAGGACCUAGCCAAGUGGGUUUCAGAGCUGAAUUCCGAGGGAAAUAUUCUCAAUGCAGCCGAUCCAACGCUCAAAGAUAAUAUUGAUGAUCGUCAUGAAAACCUGGAGAUGGAGUCGUUGUUGAUGGUGGGUCUGCACUGUGCCCAUCCCGAUCCCAAACACAGGCCACCCAUGCGGGUUGCGAUGCAAGCGUUGAAUCUGGACAUGGCGCGUGAUGCUUUCAUCUCCAAGUAUCCUGCUCCCACACCUGAGGAAUACUUACUGUUUGCUCCCCCAGUGGCGGUGCCGCACACCAGCAUCAAUUUAUCAGGCCCACCUUCCACAUCAGGAGGAGGAGGAGGAGCAGGUAUCGGUAGUGAGUCUCCAUUGCCAUUGCUUGCGAAUGCCGCCCAUCCCACUGCUGCUUCCCUUUACAUGUCUAAUGCCACUCAAACUGCUCCCAAUGAUGGUGGCCAAAACUGAUCCACCACUUGCAAACCUAGCUAGCUAUCAUUUCACCUCCAUCUUUCACAUCACUUGUUACUUAAUUUGUGUCAAUUGUUUAAUUUCCUAAUUACUUGGUUGGUAUUAUCAAUUGCAUUGGAUGGUUUGUCGAGAGCUAUAUUAUUGUUGUUUACUUCGGAAUGCAAGUUAUUAUAUAUAGUUAAACACACAAUCAGGUGAUGAUUCUCUUGUUUCUCUUAAUCUUUAAUUACAUGCUAGAACCACUACCCGCCGCAGGAACUAAGGUUGUAAUAGCAUGAUCGUAUGGUGACUAGUUUAGAUAACAACAAACUGAAUAUUGUUGU
This is a messenger RNA of Linum trigynum, 5121 nucleotides long. The record is from the annotation of a GenBank genome assembly. Lineage: Eukaryota; Viridiplantae; Streptophyta; Magnoliopsida; Malpighiales; Linaceae.